AUGAAAACUAAUUCCCAAGUGCUGUUCAACGAUGAUGGGUGGUGUCUGACCGGAAUUAACAGCGGUGCAUGCGAUGAUUUUCCGGUUGAAGACCUUCUUAAUCUUGAUUUUUCUGAUAAGGAUUUUCAAGAGGGGUUUUUUAAUGAAGAUGGACAAGAGAAGGGUGUACAGCACAGAAAUUCGAAUUCUUCCUCUACUUUUUCUGGCACAGACGAGUUUGAUAACGUCCCCUCCGGCGAACUUUCCGUUCCGGUUGACGAUUUGGAGAAUCUCGAGUGGCUUUCGCAAUUCGUGGAUGAUUCUACGUCUGGGCUUUCAUUAUUAUGUCCCGCCAGAAGUUUCAUGGGGAAGACCGGAGAAUUUUCGGAGAACCGAAUUGUGCCGGUGAGUAGACCUGCGGUUCAGAAAAUCCGCGACCCGUGUUUCCCGUUACUGGUUCCGGUAAAAGCAAGGAGCAAACGGCAAAGGCCGAAUGGGAAGACUUGGUCCCUGUCGUCACCGUCGUUGAGCGCCGCCGAGUCUUCUUCUACGACGUCGUCUUCAAAUGGGUCCUCCACGUUGUCUCCUUUUGUAUUCAAAAACCCGGUUCAUGACAUGUACUGGUUUUCCAACGUGGAAAAGCCGCAGGCGAAAAAGCAAAAGAGAAAACCAAAGGCUGAAAACGGUUCAGUCUCGGGCAGUUCCCAGACUCUUCGUCGGUGUACCCACUGUCAGGUUCAGAAGACUCCACAAUGGCGCACCGGACCGUUAGGGCCUAAAACAUUGUGCAACGCUUGUGGCGUGAGGUACAAGUCCGGUCGGCUUUUCCCUGAGUACCGACCGGCUUGUAGUCCAACUUUCUCUCAUGAUGUCCACUCGAAUAGUCACCGUAAAGUUUUGGAAAUGCGGCAGAGGAAGGAGAUUGUUGGGGUGGCCGACGCCGGUCUGACUCCAAUCAAUCCGUGUAUCUGA
Molecule: messenger RNA, 951 nt
Organism: Fraxinus pennsylvanica
Lineage: Eukaryota; Viridiplantae; Streptophyta; Magnoliopsida; Lamiales; Oleaceae
Source: the annotation of a GenBank genome assembly